ACGCCAGCACGCUCUCCACGCAAGCCCCGCCCCUUUCAUCCUGGACGUGUUUGUAUUUACAGCUCAAGUUCCUGUAGUUUUCAUCAAUAAACCGAGUCCGAACCCACCUGAGGGUAUCACCAUGGCCUUUCAGGGGUCUGGGGAACUGGAAGAUCAGCUCGAGGAGCCAGAAGACACGCUGAGAGUUUCUCCGGCCGAGGAAAUGCCCGUCGAUGGGCCUCCAGCACUAGAGGAGCCGGAGCCGUUACUGCUGCCGUGGGAUCGCUUCUCCUCCUGGCUUCACUGCAUCUGUGUGGUCGGCUUCGAUCUGGAGCUCGGGCAAGCUGUGGAGGUGAUCUACCCACACCACUCCAAACUCACCGAAAAAGAGAAAACAAGUAUAUGCUAUCUCUCAUUCCCAGACUCCAAUUCAGGUUGUCUGGGGGACACACAGUUCUGCUUCCGGUUCCGGCAAGCCACUGGCAGAAAGUCUUCACUCGGAUGUUUCCUCGACCACUUCGAGCGAGAUGCGCCGGUCUGUCUCAAGAGAGAUCAGGGUUAUUACUACGGGUAUGUGUACUUCAGACAAGUGCGAGACAAGUCGCUCAAGAGGGGCUACUUUCAGAAGUCUCUGGUCCUCAUCAGCAAGCUGCCGUACGUGACCUUUUUCCACUCUUUGCUGAAGCUCAUCGCCCCGGAAUACUUCGAGAAACAGGAGCCGUGUUUAGAGGCCGCUUGCAAUGACAUCGACCGGUGGCCCACGCCGUGCCCAGGGAAGAUUCUUACGCUCCCCAUCAUGGGUGUGGUCAUGAAGCUACGCAUCCCCACAUGUUAUGACAAGCCUGGAACUUCUCAGCUCGUCCAGUCCACACCGAGCGACAGUCUGGUGUCCAUUGUCUUGCCGACCGUCCAUGAAGUAGAUCUCUUCAGGUGUUUCUAUCCAGUGUUUUUUCAUAUCCAGAUGUUGUGGGAGCUUGUGUUGCUGGGUGAAGCGUUGGUGGUCAUGGCGCCGUCACCGGCAGAAUCUUCAGACACUGUGUUGGCAUUGGUCAGUUGUAUCUCUCCUCUGCGUUACUGCAGUGACUUCCGGCCGUACUUCACUAUUCAUGACAGUGAGUUUAAGGAAUACACCACUCGUACACAAGCUCCGCCUUCGGUCAUUUUGGGAGUUACGAACCCAUUUUUCGCCAAAACUCUCCAGCACUGGCCUCACAUCAUCCGCAUCGGAGACAUGAACCAAGCAGGAGAGAUGGCUAAACAGAUGAAAGUGAAGAAACUAAAAAAUCUGAAGACUUUGGACUCAAAACCUGGUGUCUACACUGCAUAUAAACCUUUCCUGAACAAAGACGAGGACAUUAUCAAGCAGCUCCAGAAGGGAGUUCAACAGAAGCGUCCUUCAGCGGCCCAGAAUGCAAUUCUGCGCCGAUAUUUCCUGGAACUUACACAGAGUUUCAUCAUACCACUGGAGCGUUAUGUGGCCAGUCUAAUGCCUCUACAGAAGAGCAUCUCACCCUGGAAAAGUCCUCCACAGCUGCGGCCGUUCAACCAGGAGGAGUUUAUGAAAACCCUGGAGAAGGCCGGACCUCAGCUCACCUCACGACUCAAAGGAGACUGGAUCGGCCUCUACAGGCAGUUCCUCAGGUCUCCUAACUUCGAUGGCUGGUUCAGAAACCGCAGGAAGGAGAUGAUGCAGAAGCUGGAAGCUCUUCAUCUGGAGGCUCUGUGUGAGGAAGACCUACAGCUGCGGAUACAGAAACACACCGAGGUGGAGACGGUCGACCUGGUGCUCAAACUCAAGGAGAAACUGACUCAGGCCGAGAAAGAUCAACUCCCUGUCAAACCAGGAACUCUGCCCAAACUACAGUCCCAUAUCGAGACCAUCAUACUCUCUCUUCCAGAGGACCUGCAGGGCAUCUUACACAAACCACCGAGCCCUUGACCAUCAGCCAACGCUGACACACCCCAGACUAGGGCGCAUACGGGGUUAACAGACACGACCCCGCCGGGUUUCUGCUGGAUCCUCCAAGUGCACUUGCUGCUGCAGAUCUGAGUGCCCUUGAACGGACAAUGCUGGCAUUGCCAAAAAACAGCACAGACGACUGACCGCACAGCAAGUGACUGAGCGCCCGAGGGACGAAUGAUGGCAGAAAUCAUGAUACGGACACGUUCUGAAUCUGAAUGCUGUAAGUCUCACUGUGUGAGAUCAACAUUCCCAUUUGUUUUAAACAUGAAGACGCUUAUAAGAUGGAAUCAGGAAAAAGUACUGGAUCGGAGUGGGCCGGAUUCAUAUUCACCUCCAUAAUGAAAAUAUUGAAAU
Molecule: messenger RNA, 2296 nt
Organism: Rhinichthys klamathensis goyatoka
Lineage: Eukaryota; Metazoa; Chordata; Actinopteri; Cypriniformes; Leuciscidae
Gene: dennd6a
Product: DENN/MADD domain containing 6Aa
Exons: 19
Coding region: 122-1918 (598 amino acids)
Cellular component (GO): recycling endosome
Molecular function (GO): guanyl-nucleotide exchange factor activity
Source: RefSeq, a predicted model, not a curated record